UGGUUUCGAACUCCUGACCUCAAGUGAUCCACCCGCCUUGACCUCCCAAAAUGCUGGGAUUACAGGCAUGAGCUACUGCACCUGGCCAUCACUCAUUCCUUUAUAAUAACCGAGUGCAGGAUAAUAACAAAUAAUAGGAUUAUAAUGAAAUUGUAGCAGGUACGCUAUUAGAAUUUUGAAACAACUAAAGGAAUAGAAGAUUACUGUUCAGGAAGACCAUCUGUUUCAAACAUUAGUGAUCUUCAUGAGCUUUGGGCAGGUUUCUUUGAAUUUAGCUUUUUGUAUGAAGUGCCUUGGCUAGUAUGUAUGUGGUUCAGGAUCCACCACAGAAGGAUACCCAGAAAGCAUUCUAUUAUGAGAGCUAGGCUAGUAUUACUGGGGCAAACAGAAAGCCAGUCUAGUUUCCUAUGGUCAUGAUCGGCAGAGCUACAAGCCCCUAAUAUAAAUUAUGUCUAGAAGGCAUUCAUUUUAAUAUAAAAGAAUAAUUGUGUUAUAGAUGAAGGAUUGAAGAGUCACUCACCAAAAUUCCACUUCCCAAAUUAAAUCAUUUUAGUGUAUUUUUGGUUAUUCUGGUUUAUAAAUGUCUAAAAACAAUUAUACAAGUGACAAAUGACUAUUUCCCAUUAUAAAAAGCAUGUAGAGUCUGGGUAGCUCGGGGUUUCGAUCUCCUGCCUCUGACAACGCCGUGAUCUCCUCUCCCCUCCAAUCCUAUCGGCGAUGGACAAUGCCUGCGAGUCAUCUACGGACAAAGGUGGAGAGACAGGGGAGCCAGAUGAGACAGCCGCUGCUCCCGGGGACACGGGGGCUACCGACGUGGGUGGAAUCCCAGAGGAAACUGAUGGAGACGCAGAUGCGGACUUGAAAGAAGCUGCAGUGGAGGAAAGCGAGCUCAAGAGUCAGGAUGUCUCAAAUUUAACAACAGUUGAAAGGGAAAACUCAUUGUUAUUUACUCCUGCAGCCAAAAAACUGAAAAUAGAUACCAAAGAAAAGAAAGUAGAUGAAGAUGAGAUUCAGAAGAUGCAAAUCCUGCCACUGUGCCCAGCGGUUUCUUCUUUUUCUGUGGAGCAGCUGAACCAUUAUGAAAUGUAUUGCCACUCAGCGUUCCCUAAGGCAGCCAUCAAAAGGCUGAUCCAGUCCAUCAGUGGCACCUCUAUGUCUCAGAAUGUUGUUAUUGCUGUGUCUGAUCUUUCCAAGGUUUUUGUCUGGGAGGUGGUAGAAGCAGCACUGAAUGUGUGUCAGAAGUGGGAAGAAAUGCCACCACUACAACCCAAACAUAUGAGGGAAGCUGUUAGAAAGUUAAAAUCAAAAGGACAGAUUCCUAACUCAAAGCAUAAAAAAAAUCAUCUUCUUCUAGAUUGAAGUCUAGAAAGGCCUAUUACUGACAGAAGAAGUAUUGGUUCCAGACUUCCUCUAAGACCGUCUGCACUGGUGCUUUAGUGUCUCAGUCCUCCAAGGAUUCCAUGAUGAUUUUAAUGUCUUUCUCAAAACUCUGAGAUUUGUCACACCUAGUAAGUGUGUAGCCUGUUUGAUACUUGCCUUGACUAAAUUUUUGGACCUCUUGGGGCAUUUUGAAGUUUUUAACUGUCUUGGCCAGUUGGAAGAAGAUGUGUGGGCUGUAAGCAUCUUCUGGACAGGGGAACUGCUUUCAGAGAGAAAACAAUUCCAAGAGAGUUUUUUUUUUUUUUGGAGAUAGGGUCUUGCUCUGUCACCCAGGCUGGAGUGCAGCGGCAUGACCGCAGCCUUGAACU
This is a messenger RNA of Chlorocebus sabaeus (green monkey), 1748 nucleotides long. NCBI's taxonomy places the organism in Eukaryota, Metazoa, Chordata, Mammalia, Primates, Cercopithecidae. The record is from RefSeq and is a predicted model, not a curated record.